CUUUAAUGUAGACUCAUUAUACUACCAAAAAUAAGUGAAAAAAACUCUAGAUACAGAGACUUUAGUAUUUUUAGAUUCUCUACAGAUUAAAUAAGAAAAAAAACAAUAGUUUGAUAACCAUAUUUUGAACAAGUAUCUGCACAAAACUGAAGUUGUACAGGCAGCCAUAGGCUAUGACCACCACUUUAAAGCCACCCAUUGGGUUGCGCUUCCUCCAACAACCGUCGUUUUUUCUUGGUUCCAAAUCGCUAAAGUUCCCAACCACUCAGCUUCCCAGAAUCAACUGUAGCCACUCCUCUUUCGAAGUUCGAGAGGUUAGCUAUCAACCCCCGGGGACUCAGCUUAAACUUCUAAAUUCAGUUAGCUUUUCACUUCCAGAGAAAAGUUUCGGCCUAAUUUUCGGACAGAGUGGAAGUGGAAAAACAACCCUAUUGCAGCUUCUUGCAGGAAUAUGCAAACCAACCUCGGGAUCUAUUUACAUCCAAAAGUAUGGGAAUGAUGGAAAUCCUAGUCAAACUCCGGAGCCCUUGGUGCCAGAAAGGGUUGGUAUUGUCUUCCAGUUUCCUGAGAGGUAUUUUGUCGCAGAUAAUGUGCUUGAUGAAGUCACUUUUGGUUGGCCAAGGCAAAAGGGUAACCAUCACCUCAGGGAGAAUCUUACUCUAGGGCUACAAAGGGCAAUUAACUGGGUAGUUAUGCUUUUGUAUACCACCAAGUGUAUUUUUAUAAUACAUGUUGGAUUAAGUGGGAUAUCAUUGGAUAAAAAUCCUCACUCCCUUAGUGGUGGUUACAAACGCCGUCUUGCCUUGGCAAUACAAUUAGUGCAAACCCCUGAUCUAUUGAUAUUGGAUGAACCUCUUGCUGGACUCGAUUGGAAAGCACGUGCUGAUGUUGUGAAGCUGUUGAAGCAUUUAAAAAAGGAGUUAACUGUGCUAGUUGUUAGUCAUGAUUUGAGAGAAUUUGCGAAUCUAGUUGAUCGAUCAUGGAGAAUGGAAAUGGGUGGAAACCUUAAAGAAGAAUUUCUACCAUUGUAAUCUAUGCUCAUUGCCUUUUUAAUCUCCAUGACAUUCUAUGAGGUUUGUAGCUGUAUCGUCAAGUGAGUGAUUUAUUUUCUAUUGUACCUUGGAUGCUUAGACUGGAAAUUCUGAAACGAAAAAAAUAAAAAUAUAAUUCUAUAAAUAGCUUUCUUGAGAUUUGAUCAUUGAAAUGGUCUCGCGGCCUCUAUGAAAAU
This is a messenger RNA of Vigna umbellata (rice bean), 1228 nucleotides long. The record is from RefSeq and is a predicted model, not a curated record. NCBI's taxonomy places the organism in Eukaryota, Viridiplantae, Streptophyta, Magnoliopsida, Fabales, Fabaceae.